AGUCGCUCCGCGGUACGCGUCGGGUCGCCGCUCUCGCGUUCGGUAACCUCCUCGAGGUUGAGGCGUGGAUUCGCGCGAUCGGCCGGUUCCGGAGUCGCGAGUGCGUCGAGUAGGAGUGUCGUGCCUGCCCUGGUCGUCGGGUCGCCAUCGACGCCUUCGAAGGGAGACGGGAGGAGAGCGUCGCGGCGCGCCGUGAGAAAGGAGGUCCUAGGGGCGAUGCCCGCCGGCGAAGGGGCUCACCCCCAGGGGUUCAUCGUCGCGGGGGGCGGCCACCCCCGUUUCCGGGUCUAGGCUGCUUCGGCGGGGACCGAGGGAGGAAGUAAUGGUGUGUGGGGGGUGCGAUGACUGUGGCCGCAGCCGUGGCUCCGUGGCACCGAGCCCACCUCUACAAGGCGCUCGCCUGCGUCGUCCUCGCCCUGAUCGCUCUUCAGUAUCUGCUCAGCGGGAUCCUCGACCGUCGGUCUAUCGAGACCAUUUUCACAAUUAACGCCACUCGGUACGCCAGGAACUCGUUGAGAAAUCGGCCUAGAGGACUCAUCAUCUACGGUCCGGCGACUUCGCCGAGCGUCUUGGCGAACGGCAGCGCCUCCUCGUACACGACGUCGUCGUCGGUCUCCGGGGCCCGGAAUCCCGGCGACGCCCUCAGGACGCAGGCAGCCGUCCCGACGCGCGUCGCCGUCGAGCGGGACGCCUCCCUGGACACCGAGGACCCCUCCGAUGCCCUCCAUAAAAACGGGACGGAGGCUCCGUCGACGGAACGGUGUCCCCUCGUGCCUCCCAACCUCGUCGGCCCUCUGGCCGUGGAGAAGAGCCCGCCGGCGAUGUCGGUGGUCGAGAAGACCCUGACGGAGGUGAUGCCGGGUGGCAGAGGGUGUCCCACAGGGUGCGUCCCCAGGCACCGCGUCGCUAUCGUCGUGCCCUAUCGCGACCGUUUUCAACAUCUCACCGCGUUCCUCUGCAACCUCCACCCGAUGCUGUUGAGACAGCAGGUCGACUAUCAGAUCUUUGUGGUCGAGCAGGAAGGUAUGGGACAAUUUAACCGGGCGAUGCUAAUGAACGUGGGGUACGUCGAGGCCCUGAAGGAGAGGCCCUUCGACUGCUUCAUCUUCCACGACGUCGACCUGCUGCCCGAGGACGACAGGAACCUGUACACCUGUCCCGAGCAGCCGAGGCACAUGUCCGUGGCCGUGGACAAGUUUAAUUACCGGUUGCCUUAUGCGGACCUCUUCGGCGGCGUUUCCGCCAUGUCGAGGGAGCACUUCCGCCUGGUGAACGGCUUCAGCAACGUCUUCUGGGGCUGGGGCGGCGAGGACGACGACAUGGCGAAUCGCAUCAAAGCUCAUGGCCUUCAUAUAUCUCGGUACCCGGCCAACGUGGCGCGAUACAAAAUGCUCACGCACAAGAAGGAGAAGGCUAAUCCAAAGAGAUACGAGUUCCUGAAGACGGGGAAGAAGAGGUUCGCGACCGACGGGCUCGCCAACCUGCAGUACCAGGUGGUGGAGAAGCAGAGGAAGAAGCUGUACACCUGGUUGUUGGUCAAACUGACUCCUCCACAGCCCAGCUGAUGGCUACCCUGGAUCGGUUGAAGUCCUCUUCAGGAUCUUCUUCCCGACUCCUGUGACUCCGCGUCCCCCCGGGGGUCGGCGACCCUCUUCGGGGGUGGACUCUUCAGGGUCGACCCUCGGGGUAGGCUCGUGAAUGAGCUCCGAUUCUUUCAUUCCUUUGCCACGAGUCGAGGAAUCGGCGCCACCGGUUCCCGUCCCCCUCAUUACGCUCGAAAAAGAUUCCGGUUAAUAUUAGAUAUGCCUGAUUAGAAAAACAAAAAAUGCCAGGGAUUAAUACGAGGUCUGAUUAAGGUGAAGUGAAACACCCUUUUUUAAGGGUAUUAGACCAAACUGUCCGAAACUUUGACACAUCACUCCUG
Orussus abietinus is the source of this 1924-nucleotide messenger RNA. RefSeq names its product beta-1,4-N-acetylgalactosaminyltransferase bre-4. The coding region runs from base 342 to 1565 and encodes 407 amino acids. Gene Ontology annotation, biological process: glycosphingolipid biosynthetic process; carbohydrate metabolic process. Lineage: Eukaryota; Metazoa; Arthropoda; Insecta; Hymenoptera; Orussidae. The transcript has 7 exons. The record is from RefSeq and is a predicted model, not a curated record. Gene Ontology annotation, molecular function: N-acetyl-beta-glucosaminyl-derivative 4-beta-N-acetylgalactosaminyltransferase activity.